Astyanax mexicanus (Mexican tetra) is the source of this 5141-nucleotide messenger RNA. RefSeq names its product gonadotropin releasing hormone receptor 4 (gene gnrhr4). The coding region runs from base 690 to 1949 and encodes 419 amino acids. Lineage: Eukaryota; Metazoa; Chordata; Actinopteri; Characiformes; Acestrorhamphidae. Gene Ontology annotation, molecular function: gonadotropin-releasing hormone receptor activity; peptide binding. Gene Ontology annotation, biological process: G protein-coupled receptor signaling pathway. The record is from RefSeq and is a predicted model, not a curated record. The transcript has 4 exons. Gene Ontology annotation, cellular component: membrane.
GGCUGAGGACAUGCAGAUCAGCCUGGACCACCGAGGAGCGCUAUAACACACUGCACUAAACUACACACUCUACUCUACUCUACUCUGCACCGAAGCCACGCUGCAGUGAGGACGCGUCCUGAGGAACAGCGCGUGUUCCCUGUGUGUACUGUCUGCACCUUCCUGCAGUGUUUUCUACAACUUUCACACGGUCUCUGUUUAUUACAGACAGAAAUAUCAGGCAACCCAGAGCCCUAUUUUUGUUUUGAGAAAUCUUAAAAGUGUCCCGGUCAUUUCGCUUUUUUCUACGAUACGAUUUUCUUGUAGUAACGCUCUGCUUUCCAAAAGGCUGCUCUUACUGGAGGACCGACACCUGUUUCCACGAGUUUCCCCAAGCUCAGAGAGAGAGAGAGAGAGAUAAAAAGAGAGCGAGAGCGUGUGUGAAAGAGAGAGAGAGGUUGGUUCAGCGCUGCUCUGAUAUCUGAGGUGGGUUUUAUACACAUUUCUGAGACGCUCGUUCAAGGUCGUGGGAUUCUGCAGCACAGCGCCUUCACAAGUUUCAGAGAUUAUGAGGUGAUUUGGAAUGACGGCGCUAUCAUGUGGAAGAGUACCCCCUCAGCACGCUGCUCCCGUUUUCACCAUUCUAAUGUCGGCCCAAUGCCAGAGGAGGACAAGAGAUUGAGACGAGUGUGCUCUGCCGUUCUUCAGAGAUGAAUGACAUCUCUCCGAGCACUGCUACCAUGUUCCAUCAGCUGACUGAGAGUGCCCCGAAUGACAGCUGCUACUACAGUGAAUGCAACAGCACCACUGGGGAAGCGGCUCUGCAGCUGCCCACCUUCUCUGCGGCGGCCAAAGCCCGGGUGAUCAUCACCUUCACCCUGUGCGCCGUUUCGGCCGCGUGCAACUUGGCCGUGCUGUGGGCAGCCAGCACCAGCACCCGUCGCAAAUCACACGUACGCAUCCUGAUCAUCAACCUAACUGUAGCAGACCUGCUGGUCACUUUCAUCGUGAUGCCCGUGGACGCAGCUUGGAACAUCACGGUGCAGUGGCUGGCUGGUGACUUUGCCUGCCGGCUGCUCAUGUUCCUCAAACUGGUUGCCAUGUACUCAUGCGCCUUCGUCACCGUGGUCAUCAGCCUGGAUCGCCACUCUGCCAUCCUUAACCCUCUUGCCAUCAGCGAGGCCAAGAAGAAGAGCAAAAUCAUGUUAAGUGCUGCCUGGGCCAUGAGCAUUGUGCUUUCCGUCCCUCAGAUGUUCAUAUUUCACACGGUGACCAUCACAGUUCCUGCCAACUUUACACAGUGCACCACACGAGGCAGCUUCGUAAAGCACUGGCAAGAGACACUUUACAAUAUGUUCACCUUUGUCUGUCUGUUCCUGCUGCCUCUGGUCAUCAUGAUCUUCUGCUACACGCGCAUCCUGCUGGAGAUCUCUCAGCGGCUGUCCAAAGGAAACAUAUCUUCAAAAGAGGUCCACCUGCGCCGCUCCAACAACUACAUCCCAAAGGCCCGGAUGAGAACUUUGAAAAUGAGUAUCGUCAUCGUGACUUCGUUCAUUGUGUGUUGGACACCAUACUAUCUCCUGGGCCUGUGGUACUGGUUCCUCCCUGAUGACUUGGAGGAGACCGUUUCUCACUCUCUUACUCACAUGUUAUUUAUUUUCGGCCUCUUCAAUGCCAUUCUUGACCCCAUCACUUACGGCUUAUUCACUAUCCACUUUCGCAAAGGGCUAAAACGCUACUGCCGUGGCGCGACUGCUCUAACCGAGCUGGAAAACAACACGGUUCUAACUGGCUCUUUGAAAUGUUCACCGUCUCCUUUGUGCAAGAAAGGGUUGCAGAGGCAGAGCCAGAAAACGAAGGCUCUGGAAGGGAGAGAGGGUAAGAAGUCAGGGUCACAAAGAAGCAAUCUUGUAAUGCAUGAAAUGGAAGGUGGUCAGCCAAAUCUGUCCACUCAAGAAAGUGUUAUAUGACUGUUGGAUAAUGAAAUUCAGCUGAAAACCCCAAGCAUGUCGCUUGUCAUGGUGAGGAUUCUUGGAAUCCGCCCAGGACUUACUCUUCAGACUGAAGUGCAGUCCCACUCCUGAUGGCUUCAUAAGCACAUGCCCACUCCUGAUGGCUUGUUGUCUGUCUGUUUUUUGCCCCCAUCUCAUGCACUAUUGCACAUUUCUGGGAAGUGAAGCAUUUCAGCCUGAUUGUACGCAGAUGAUACGGCUGUUUUACUCCAUACAAGGCAAUGGGUUUUUAUUCACAUGCACACAGCAUAUGGAUUCAAGAUAUAUUACAAAUGCAAAUUGAAUGAAGGUGGAACCUCAGAUGAUUUCCUGAUGUUUAUUGGAGACCUUCAAUCUUGCACUGUCUGGAAUAUUACCCCCACCCUUUCAGAUUGACUAUUUAUUUGGGAUUUUCUGCAGAUAAUCUUCAAAGAGCAGGGCUUUGAAUCUAUAAUAGUACAUAUUGCAAUGCUAAUAAACACCAAGGCGUUGCUCAGAUUGCCGAUUGCAGAUUUAAACCUAAUAAUGAGGAGGAAUGUGUACUGCCUGUGGGACUAUAGCUUUAAAAUGAGAAUCUGCUGGUGAAGGGAAGAGUAGGUGAAUGUGUUAUAUGUACAAUUCUUCUCAGGGAGCGUGCUGCCUUCAUUAUUAAGGUACUGGAAUCCAACUGGAGACAAACUAACUGUAUAAUGUUUCUCAAUAGUGCCAUGUGCAAAUGUACUUAAAUAUACUUAAUUUAACGUGUUGUGAUCAUGUGAUCUGGCCUGAAUGUUCAUGUGUUUAUAAUGCACUUUUUUUUUGCGUCCACAUGUGGAAAACUUGUUUUUGUUCCUACAAUCUCCUUGAUCCAUAAGCUAGGAAAAGACAUUCUCUGAUGUGAGAGAUGGCUUUCUAAUGACAUCCCUGAAAAGCAUCUAAAAAUAACCUAAAGACCUCUUUAGGUCUUUUCUUUUUGCCUUGCUACAAAAGCAAAGAGAAAGGAUUUUUUUAAAUAUAUAAAUACAUUGAAAAAUGUCCAUCAUAACCAUUAACCUAAUGCAUUUGCCGGAGGCUCUUCUUCCAGAAUACUCUUCUGCAGCAGCCCAUAGCAUCCUGUAGUUAGGCUGGUUGCGCUCUUCAUGCCUCUGAAGGGUCUCUUUGGGCCACUGGCCUGCCUCAGCUGCAGGAAACGCAGAGAAAAUAUUGACGGGUUUUAGUCCUCCCUUAUUUCCACCCAAGCAUGAAAGACCCAAUCUGUUGUAUUGAAUGGAUGCUGGCAGUGAAAGAGAUAAGCAUGUGCCAGAGAGCUUGGCACAAACAUGCUCACAAGGCAACUCUUCAGCAGAUCACUUCUGAGCUUUAAGGCGCUUUAGGAAUGACAUGCUGGGCCAGUAUAUCAGCUUAAGAUGCUUCUCAAGGAACAGACAUGCUUAAGUGAUGUUUAUUCUGAUUCAUGCUUAUUAUUGGGCAUUCAUUAUUUUAUAGAACAGAGAAUGAAAAUUAAAAUAAUUCAGUUCGGUCAUGAUCAAUUGAUAUUUACAGUACACUUUUCUGUCGGUGGUAAAGGUGUCGUGCAGUAAAUAAAUGGGAAAAUUGGUUAUAUUUGCCUGUAUGUAUAAAACUGUGCAAUCCACAAAUUACUAAGUAGGUGUGAUAAAAGAACAUCUGAGUAAAUACUUUUGUUUUUUGUGCAUGGCAUUAAAGCAUGUGCAGUCUGUUUUAUUCUUUGCAGCUUAUCAAUACAGUUUAAAUUAGGCCUGUCAUGAUAAUGUUUUGUUGUUGUUGGUUGAUACAUUGUCAGAAAUUAUGGAGUUAAUAUAGUAUAAUAUAUAAUUUUAUGCUACUGAUAUGAAGAUAAUAUGAUAGCAUAUUCAUGAAAUUACACCCUUUUAAAGUGCAAUAAAUGUUUUGACAAUUAAGAAUUUUCAGACCUUACAUUUAGAAAAGGUCAGUGUCACAGGCUCGUUUACAAAAAUCUCACUAUAGAAUGGAUUGCAGUCUUGAGUCAUGAAUCAGAUCAUUUUUCAGAUAUAAGCAAAAUACUGAGACGAAUUUUCCUCACUGGCACAUCAUAGUGAUGCCAGUGAUGCUACUUCAAUUGUGAGACCAUGCUUAAUGUAUUACUAUUGUCAUUUAAUGAUAGACCAAUAAGGCAAAGUCAGACGGGGCAUUCUUAGCACCUUCUCAUGUCUCAUGCUUGUUUUUAAAAUGGAUGCAAUGCACACAUCACCAGGCCAAAGCGUUUUUUGUUUUCUUACAGCCUUUAAGAGUCAUUGCUUUGCUUCAAUAAACAGUGUGAAAGACUACAGUAGCAGUAAAACAGCAAUCCAUAUGAUUCUGGUUAAACUUUGGUAGUUAGUCCAUGUUACUAAAGUAUUGGAAAUUGGCUCUUUUCCAACACAAUAGGUCAGUAAAAAUGACCAAGAUCAUGUCCAUAUACAGCUCUGGAAAAAAAAUUAAGAGACCACCUCAGUUUCUGAAUCAGUUUCUCUGAUUUUGCUAAUUAUAAGUACAUAUUUGAGUAAAAUAAACAUUGUUGUUUUAUUUUGUAAACUACAGAAAACAUUUCACCCAAAUUCCAAAUGAAAAUGUUCUCAUUUAGAGCAUUUAUUUGCAGAAAAUGAGAAAUGGCUGAAAUAAAAAUAAACAUGCAGAGCUUUUAUACCUCAAAUAAUGCAAAGAACACAAACAAGUUCAUAUUCAUAAAGAGUUCAGAAAUCAAUAUUUGGUGGAAUAACCCUGGUUUUAAUCACAGUUAUCAUACAUCUUGGCAUGUCCUCAUCCACCAGUCUUACACACUGCUUUUGGAUAACUUUAUGCCACUCCUGGUGCAAAAAUUCAAGCAGUUCAGCUGGUUGAUGGUUGUGAUCAUCUGUCUUCCUCUUAAUUUUAUUCCAGAGGUUUUUGAUUUGGUCAAAUCAAGAAACUCAUCAUUUUUAAGUGGUCUCUUUUUUUGUUCCAGUGCUGUACAUUGUGCAAUAAGUCUAAUAAGUAAUUAUUGUGACAGGCCUAAUGUAAAUGGUUUGCUUUUAUUUGCAGUUCGCUCCUAUUUUUCUUUUUCACCAAUAAUUGUUUACAUUGAUGAUGUAUUGUAUCAUAUGUAUUAUAUGUAUUAUACAUAUACAGUAUAUGUGAUAUUGUGAUGUUCUUCAUGGCAAUUUUCAUAAAGGUGCAGUACAAAAAAUGCAUAAA